AUGAGUGACCAAAAGGAAGUGUAUGGAGUGGACUUGCGUGUGGGGUCCGAGUCCAGGAAGAGCCCUCUCUGUCUUUUCCUUUUACUCUGCAUAGCAACCCAUAAAGAAGAACAGAAAUCAGAAAUGGUUAUCACAACCUUCAACGGAGCUGGCGUUGGAUUUGGUAUGCCAUUGAACUUAUUGGGUCUUGGUGCAGGUGGAGGCUGUGGCGUUGGAGUAGGACUUGGUUGGGGGUUUGGUACUGCAUUUGGUAGCAAGUAUCGGUCCUCACGGAUUACAUUUCAAGGAGUGCAAUUUGACAGCAAGGAGACAGUAAACAGCAAGGAGAUCUCAAAAUCAAGUAUAGAAGCUGGAGGUGCACGAUAG
This is a messenger RNA of Sphenostylis stenocarpa, 366 nucleotides long. The record is from the annotation of a GenBank genome assembly. NCBI's taxonomy places the organism in Eukaryota, Viridiplantae, Streptophyta, Magnoliopsida, Fabales, Fabaceae.